AUGUCGACCAUCGCGCAUCCGGGCGGCGCGGGCCUUCCUGAUGAUAAUCAAGGGCCACGCAUCCUGGCGGCCACCAGCAUUGUGACUGCUGGGGCUGCAAUCACUGUGCUCGCCCGCAUGUAUGUCCGCGUUUUCCUCAUCCGCAAUGUGGGGUUUGAUGAUUAUACCAUGCUGCUGACCAUGAUCUUGUCCCUCAGCGGAUGGGGAAUCAUCAUUCCAGAAGUCAUCUACGGCGCGGGUCGACAUACGGCCUACGUCGAAAAGACAGCUACCAAAGCGAUGCAUCUGAACUUUGCUACCCAGGCGAUAUACAUGUGGGCUAUUGGACUCGUCAAGAUCUCCAUCGGACUGUUCCUGCUACGAUUUGCACCGCGCAAGGGCUAUCGCAUUUUCAUCUGGGUUGUCAUCGCUCUGAUGCUCAUUUACACCACAAUCUGUUUCUUCACACUCAUUUUCCAAUGCCAUGACAUGCGGAGUAUUUGGGAUUUCUCGGUCAAGUCGAAAUGCUUUGCCCCGAUACAGCUGUUGAAACUGAGUUAUACGAAUACAGCUUUAAACAUCCUGACUGAUUUGAUCUUCGCCAUUCUCCCUAUCUUCAUGCUCAGACAUCUCCAAGUCAACAAGCGAACCAAGGCUUCGUUGAUCUGCAUCCUGGGAUUGGGUAUCUUUGCCUGCGCCGCAGCGAUCGUGAAGCUCACCGUGCUUCCCAACUACGGUCGCACGGGCGACUUCCUCUGGGAUUAUUCUACUCUCACGAUCUGGGUUGUGUACGUCCCCCUUCAAUACCCUGCACGUCAAUCCUCCUCAUACGCUAACAAUACCCCCCUGCGAAGUGUCGAAUCCAACAUGGGCAUCGUGGCUGGCAGCCUCCCGACCUUGAAACCCCUCUUUAAGCAAGUGCUGGGCAGCUACGGCUCACGCUACAAAUCGCGACCCUACAACUACCCCCAGCAUAACACAUACGGCAGCAAGGCCUACCGUCUGCGCUCCAUGUCCCGCUCGCAGCAGCACGGCCAGUCGCAGACCCAAGCCAGCCACCACGACCCCGAGCCCUUCCCCAAGAAAGCGACGGCAACCACCACCACAACCACCGCCACGGCGACCUCGUUCCCGGGGCACGACAGCAGCGAUAACUCGAGCGAGGAAUACAUCCUCUCGCCGCAUGAGCAUGACACAAUCAUGUUGACGACAGAGGUGACCGUGUCACAUUCGAUGCAAGCCCAGGCGGGGCGGAGUCGCUCGGCGGCUGCAUCGCAGGGUCGGGGGUUCGAUCGGCCGGGGCCGGGGAUGGUGUAG
Aspergillus aculeatinus CBS 121060 is the source of this 1296-nucleotide messenger RNA. Its product is annotated as integral membrane family protein. Bases 1 to 1296 code for a protein of 431 amino acids. Lineage: Eukaryota; Fungi; Ascomycota; Eurotiomycetes; Eurotiales; Aspergillaceae. The record is from RefSeq and is a predicted model, not a curated record. The transcript has 8 exons.